CGCAGAGACAAAACAGGGAUGAUAGCCUUUCUUUUUAGUGCACAGGAAUCAUUUCAUUGAUCUCACGGUUCGUUGAACUCUCUACACAUAAGAAGAUACCCGCAUUGUGAACCUGUAGUGUAGCUGACAAGGUGUGCCAAUUCGAGACCCUUUUAAUACCGUAAUUCUAAAGGAUUCUACAAUACAAUGCAAAACGGAUAUGCGGCACAGAAGAUUUCCACUUCCAGUGGACUCCAAGACUUGCAGAGUCUGGAACAGGAAGUAGUUGGCUUGCUUGAGACAGCGGGUGAGGUUUUCGCCGGAUUGUCGAGUCCCGAGCCCGUGGCAUUGGACAUUAAUCGAUUGGCCAAGGUGUAUAUUAAAGCCGUAACGAACAUAGGCAAAGAAUUGAACAAGCAGGUGUACAAGCUAUCGGGAACUACGGACUACAAUCUGAGCUCAUACGGGGUCGCAAAAGACCUGGAACAUGUCGCCUGGGAAACGGAUGUAGUACAUGAUCUACUGAAGCAGGCGUGUGAGCUGAAUGUUCAGGGCUCGAAACUUUGUAUUGAAUCAGCGCAAGCGGCAUCCGAUCUUGUGCAGCAAUCCAUGCAGGAUUCGUCGAAUUUGGCUGCUGGGCUGAACUUACCCAGUGAUGGUUUCGCCGUCGAUGUAACGCAACCAUUGAUUGGAGCAACUCAACCACCGAUUGCGGGCACUAAUCUUGGGCCGGAGAUAAAUCAACUCGUACCCGAGGGUUCUCAAGCACUGCCAGAAGGUGUCGCGGCUGCCAUGACUGCUGAAUCUGGAAUCACGAUAAUGCCGAUGGACGAUACUGGGCUGGCUACUAUCAAAUCUGAGGCGGAGAGCGCAAAACUAGAUACAACCACGUAAAAUCCACCUAGAUUCAGUGUAUGCACAGGAAUUUGAUCCAUGCAGAUGUGCCCAACAGUCUGUGUAUCUUCUCUGGAGGGACUCGCCGGUCCUAUUAGUAGCGUACAGGCCCUGCUACAGUAGCGUACCGUACAUACAGCCCACAGCCCUGUACUAUCUACGUGCGCUGUAGCGGCUGCGAAGUGCACAAUAUGGUCUCGAUACGAUUUAUUUUUGAGGGUUCUGCUUUCGGGUGUGCAGAAGAGAUCGGCGCCAGUCGACCCACUUGUGUGCACGUAUAUGUCUGUCGCAAGCAAGGGUGGGACGCUGUCAGCUUUAGACUCGUGGUUGAAUCUGUUAGUUUUAACACGAAACAGGUUAUGAUAGGCUAUUCAUAAUCGGAUGGCCGGAAUGGUACGUUAAUGUCCUCCAGCAAGACCAGAAGACUGUUCAAAGAGACGCUGACGCCCAAAUAGGACCACUAAGAAGAGCACAAGACCUGCGUGUACAUAUGGCUGCACACAGCCUCGCGCAGUAGGCAACACCAACCACAACACGCGCGAGUAUACGUGUGUAAAACUGUACCUCGUCUCAAGUCGUAGAAAGUCCACGAUGCCACAAAGUCUCUUAGCCAAAGGUACAGAUGAAACUUCUUGCGCACAGCAAGUUUGCUGAGUAUGUAUAGUCCGAGCUUUCCUUGGCGCACUUCCGAGCGAAGAAACGUGAAUGCGUUUCGGCCCUCGAGGUAUGGUGCACAGUGCACCCACACACCGACCGCAAAUCUAAGCAACCCUGCACUACUAUAAUUGGUCUUAAUCGAAUUUCGGUUUGGCUUAUCCCCUCCAUACGUUUGGAAACAUAUUGUGCAAGUCUGAUAGUGCAUGUAGGCAUGGUAUCGGAUAUGAGGAUGACGACCCGCCCAUACGAUAGUAAUAUUAGAUUGUACCAACGAUUAGGUGGAGGGCUCACGUCGGAUCAAGCACCGCUUUUAAUAUAAAGCAACAAUGUGGGUGUGAGGCAGACUAUUCCACUGUUGGAUGCGAAGCAGUAGGUGUAUAUUUCCUUCCUAUAGCAGAGUAUAUGAAUAUUGAGGAUGAGAUGAGCCUGAUUCGUAUUGUAGCAUAGAGGAGCUAAACGUUUUACCGGGCAUUGUGAUAUUUUCCAACGCAUUGUGGGCUAUCAUGAUCGAUUGAGCAACGAGAAACGGCAACACACGUGCACUAUUGUUCUAAAUUCGGUUGAGGCCGGAUGAACAGCUCUGCCUCGAUUGCGAUAACAACCGAAUAAAGUGAUGUAUGUUAUAC
Molecule: messenger RNA, 2156 nt
Organism: Sphaeroforma arctica JP610
Lineage: Eukaryota; Ichthyosporea; Ichthyophonida
Exons: 6
Coding region: 187-873 (228 amino acids)
Biological process (GO): regulation of transcription by RNA polymerase II
Cellular component (GO): mediator complex
Molecular function (GO): transcription coregulator activity
Source: RefSeq, a predicted model, not a curated record